AAUCAACCACUUCUCCAACCUGUCAUUCAUGGAAUUACAUUGCACUAUCACCAAAAGGCUAGUGCUUACAGCAGAAUGCCUUCUCUAGGUGAUGAUGUUUUUGAUUAUCCUCACGCCAAGAGGCAGAAACGUGCCUCAGGGCAGGAUAUUUCAAGCAAGCGGCCUCCUACGUCUAGGAUCUUUUCUCCUUUCCGAACUCUAGGCUUGGUGUCGCCGACUACUGUCCCGUUUACCUCUGUUCGCUUGGGUAAAUCCACUUUCCAGAUCACGACUUCUGUAGGCCAUGUGUUGCAAACUUAUGAUUUGCGAAGAGGCUUGAAUUUGGUAUUUCUCACUCAGCCUCAGACUCCCGAGAUUAUCACCGCAACAUUUGCAUGGCAGGACAAAGUCUUUGUGGCCUGGGGAAAUCUGCGGCCGACCUCCCCCGGAGGUGUAUGGGUUUACAAGCGUGGUAAGAAGAUUGCGGCCCUGGAAACGCCCCCUGGAUUUGGUGAGCGUGUUGAGCAGUUGCUAGUUUUUGGUUCUUGGAUCGUCGGCUCUUGUAGCAGGAGUAUAAAAAUAUGGAAGUCUGGGUCCUACGAGCACUACACGACAUUGAGCCCGACUCCGGUUCAGGCCGCCCCCAUGGACCCAGUCUAUACCGGGAAAAUGUGCAGUAUGCCGACAUACAUGAACAAGAUUUUUGUUGGGAGGCACGAUGGUGCAAUUGAUAUCUGGAAUUUGAGAACAGGGCGACUUCUGUACUCUAUACUACCGUCUUCGUCAAACGCUGGGCCCGUUACUGCUCUUCAACCAACACCUGCCUUAUCCCUCAUUGCCGUUGCUCACAGAAAUGGCGCGCUCUCCAUCCACGAUGUUGAUGCUGACCGACUCGUCCUAAGUCUAAAACAAGCAUCGCCAAGAGCCUCGCCGAUUACCUCCAUUUCCUUUCGAAGUGAUGGCCUCGGUGCCGGUGAAAGUGGUAACAAGCCCGGUGUUAUGGCAACUGCCUGUUUAGAUAGCGGUGAUAUUACUUUGUGGGACUUGAACAAUGGAGGCCGGGUGGCAGGUGUACUUCGUGGUGCACAUUCAAUUUCUUGCAAUAAGAAGGGGUCUGGAAUUAACGGGAUUGCAUUUUUGGACGGGCAGCCUUUGCUGGUUUCGUCUGCAAAUGACAACUCUCUUAAAACUUGGAUCUUCGAUGAAACUCCUUUCUCUCCUCUUCCCAGACCUCUUCACUCGAGGAAAGGUCAGCCUGCGGACGUCACCGCCCUUGAGUUUUUGCCAGCAGCCUCAGAUGGCUCUGAAUAUAGCGGGAAAUGGCUACUAAGCGCAAGCAGAGACUGCAGCCUCUGGGGUUUUAGCCUCCGGAAAGAUAGCCAGAACACUGAGCUUUCGCAGGGUGGCGCGGGACGCAGAGCAAAGAAGACAGGGGCCUCUGGCAAUGGGGCUGCACAAAAUUCCCUGGGGCUGGAGGGAUCGAGGGCUCCGGAGAUAACCUGCAUUGCCUGCUCUCUGAACCGUGAUGGUGGGAUGGGCGUCACGACAUCAGGCCCAGUCUGGGCAAAUACGAGCGCUGCAAACACAGAUGCUUCUAAUGCAACUGGCUGGGAAAGCUUGGUCACCGGUCACCGUGGAGACAAGUAUGCCCGUACUUGGUUUUGGGGCAAAAAACGGGCCGGUCGAUGGACAUUUGAGACAGGUGAUGGAACAGAAGUCAAGAGUGUAGCCAUGUCGCAGUGCGGGACCUUUGCCCUUGUGGGGUCCGCAGGGGGAAGCAUCGAUUUGUUCAACAUGCAGUCUGGUUCACAUCGACAAAGGUUCCCUUCGCGUUCAUUAAAACUACUCAAUAAAAGAUCGAACUUCAAGAGUGGGAAUGCGGUUGCUUCUCUGGAAGGCGGAGGGAAGCACACUAAAGCAGUAUCUGGUUUGAUGAUUGAUUCACUUAAUCAGACGGUCAUUAGCUGCGGGUUGGACGGAAGGGUCAAGUUCUGGGAUUUCGUAUCUGGACUCCUUAUUGAUGAACUUAAUUGGCAUCCAAUGUCUGCAAUCACCGGGCUUCGCUACAACAGUACUAGCGGACUUGUUGCACUUAGCUGCGAUGAUCUUUCUAUUCGUAUUCUUGACAUCGAAACCAGGAAAGUUGUCCGUGAGUUCUGGGGUUGUGUUGGUCAAAUCAACGAUUUGGCUUUCUCUAACGAUGGACGGUGGAUUAUCGCUGCUUCUAUGGACUCUGCUAUCCGGGUAUGGGAUUUACCGACAGGACAUCUCAUAGAUAUCUUUCGGGCACCCGGCACAUGUACAGCAUUGGCUAUGUCCCCAACAGGGGAAUUUCUGGCAACAGCCCAUGCAGAUGCGGUAGGUAUCAAUCUAUGGAGCAACAGGAGUUUGUUUGCGCCUGUCUCUGCGAAGCAUAUCGACGAGGCUAGCAUCACGGAUAUUUGUAGCCCAAUCGUGUCUAGCGAAAGUAUUUCAGGGCCGAUAGAUGCUGCAUUUUCAGAAACUUACCAGGAUGAGAAAGAAGAGGGGCCAGUACUGUCUACCGGGCAGCUAAGCAAGGAGAUGGUGACUCUUAGUGUCGUACCCAAAAGCAGGUGGCAAACAUUGCUCUAUUUGGACAUCAUCAAAGAUCGCAACAAGCCAAAGGAUCCUCCAAAACAGCCUGAGAAGGCGCCUUUCUUUCUCCCAUCUCUUCUUCACAAGCAGAGCCCUGAAGGGAUUGAGAGUAAUGGGAGGUUUGAAGACGCUCAUAUGAAAUCCACUAUUGAAAGUACUUCUGCCGAGAUUUCACGGAUUUCUAAAACGCAAAACAUGAAACGUAUUGAUGCUGCAAGCUCUCGUUUUUCCGUGCUCCUACGGUCAGGGUACCAAUCUGCCGAUUUUGCGCCGUUUGUUGAAUACUUGAAGUCGCUCCCUCCAGCCAAAGCCGACCUUGAAAUCCGGUCACUUGAUCCUCGAGUUCGUGAUGGCCAUUCUGAGCUCUCGUAUUUCGUUGCAGCUUUAACCGGUUGUUUAAGAGCAAAGAGGGAUUUCGAGCUCGUGAAUGCUUGGAUGGCAGUGUUCCUCAGGGUCCAUGGCGAUAUCGUAAGGAAGUGUUCCGAGCAGGAUGUUGGCGAGGCUCGUGCAUUAAGGGAUGCUCUUGAUGCGUGGGAUUACGAGCAGCAGCUUGAGGGGGAACGUUUGGCCAACCUAGUAGGGUAUUGCCGUGGAGUGGUAGCGUUCUUGAGAUCUGUGCGUUGAGAUUGAAAACCCCCGGGAGUUGGGCCGCUGUGGGAUCGCAAUGGAGAUUAUGUACUGCGUAUACGGAGUAAUUUGCAUGUUGUCUUGGGGCAAUAUGGCUAGAAUAAUCCACUUAUGAGAAGUUCAAACGCUAGAUGCUAUUACUACCUAGGCAGAGAAUGGACAUGCGAGGUGUACGAGCCAAUUUAUUUAUUUAUAAUAAACGAUAUUUUAAAACCCC
This is a messenger RNA of Monascus purpureus, 3439 nucleotides long. The record is from the annotation of a GenBank genome assembly. NCBI's taxonomy places the organism in Eukaryota, Fungi, Ascomycota, Eurotiomycetes, Eurotiales, Aspergillaceae.